AUGAUGUCAAAAUUCUCGACCUUUCUCCUCCUUCUCUCCCUGCUUUUUUGCCUAUCUUCCUGCCACGAGAACUGGGAGGAACUGGCGGCGGAUUCGACGACAACUACCGAUUCUUCGACGACCUCUUCCGAUGCUUCCACCUCGACCACCACCGCCGUUCCGUGUCAAGAUGAUCCGUCGACGGACUGUACCCAAUACAAGUCUCUGUGCUCCAACGACAAAUGGGCUCCGUUGCUGAAGCAGUUCUGUCCGGUCACGUGCAAUUUGUGUCCCGGAGCCACUACCGUCGCCACCACCGCCAAUCCACGUUGCUACGAUUCUUCGUCAAAGUGAGCAAUCCAAACGGAUCCACUCAUAUUCUCCACUUUUUCAUUUUCAGUUGCGUCAACUGGGCCAACAACGGAUACUGUAACAAUUGUUUCUACACGUGCGCCCAACGUACUUCCUAUUGCGCCAAAACGUGCGGAUUCUGUACGCCCGGAUCUUGUGUCGAGUGCAAAAAUCCAAUUUUGAGUCUUGUCAAUAAACAUUGA
Molecule: messenger RNA, 533 nt
Organism: Caenorhabditis sp. 36 PRJEB53466
Lineage: Eukaryota; Metazoa; Nematoda; Chromadorea; Rhabditida; Rhabditidae
Source: the annotation of a GenBank genome assembly